This is a messenger RNA of Solea solea (common sole), 2786 nucleotides long. RefSeq names its product pre-B-cell leukemia homeobox 3b (gene pbx3b). The coding region runs from base 167 to 1633 and encodes 488 amino acids. The record is from RefSeq and is a predicted model, not a curated record. Lineage: Eukaryota; Metazoa; Chordata; Actinopteri; Pleuronectiformes; Soleidae. The transcript is spliced from 11 exons. Gene Ontology annotation, cellular component: nucleus. Gene Ontology annotation, biological process: neuron development; embryonic organ development; brain development. Gene Ontology annotation, molecular function: DNA-binding transcription factor activity, RNA polymerase II-specific; RNA polymerase II cis-regulatory region sequence-specific DNA binding.
CACCAGAUUUACGCUUUGAGACGUCACUGCUCGUCUUUAUUUUGAAAAUAAUAAUAAUAAGAAAAAAAAGAAAAAGCAAUCGCCGUGUGUUCUCUGCAAUUCGCUCGAGAAGCCCACAGCAGUGCAUCCCUCCAGUCUGCGGCACAUGUUGUAGCCGAUUUCGUAUAUGAGUUUUUCAAUUUGCGUGGCUCAGUGCACAGACUCUUUAGCGGCUACUAUGGACGAUCAAGCCCGGAUCAUGCAGUCGAUCGGCGGGGUCAGUCUGUCCGGCCACUCGGUACAAGGAGGCAUGGCACUGCCGCCUCCGCAUGGACACGACGGGACGGACGGAGACGGAAGAAAGCAAGACAUUGGUGACAUUCUCCAUCAAAUAAUGACCAUAACUGAUCAGAGUCUGGACGAGGCGCAAGCAAAAAACAGGAAACAUGGACUGAACUGUCACAGAAUGAAACCAGCACUCUUCAGCGUUCUCUGUGAAAUCAAAGAAAAGACAGGUCUCAGCAUCCGCGGCGCCCAGGAGGAGGACCCGCCGGAUCCCCAGCUCAUGCGCUUAGAUAACAUGCUGUUGGCGGAGGGCGUGGCGGGACCGGAGAAAGGGGGCGGAUCGGCUGCAGCCGCCGCCGCAGCCGCCGCCUCGGGCGGGGCCGGCGACAACUCCAUCGAACAUUCCGACUACAGAGCCAAACUCACCCAGAUCAGGCAGAUCUACCACACGGAGCUGGAGAAAUAUGAACAGGCGUGCAACGAAUUCACCACACACGUGAUGAACCUGCUGAGGGAACAGUCUCGCACGCGGCCCAUCUCGCCUAAAGAGAUCGAGCGCAUGGUGGGAAUCAUCCACCGCAAGUUCAGCUCCAUCCAGAUGCAGCUGAAACAGAGCACCUGUGAGGCUGUCAUGAUCCUGCGCUCCAGAUUCCUUGAUGCCAGGCGGAAAAGGCGAAACUUCAGCAAGCAGGCGACGGAAAUCUUGAACGAAUACUUCUACUCGCACCUCAGCAACCCGUAUCCCAGCGAGGAGGCGAAGGAGGAGCUGGCGAAGAAGUGCAGCAUCACCGUUUCCCAGGGGGUGGGAAGCACCAUCACAGUAUCACAGGUAUCCAACUGGUUUGGCAACAAGAGGAUCCGGUACAAGAAAAAUAUCGGCAAGUUUCAGGAAGAAGCCAACUUGUAUGCUGCCAAGACUGCUGUAAAUGCAGCACAGGCUGCGGCCGCUGCAGUGCAGAACAGCCAGGCCAACUCACCUACCACACCUAACUCCGGAUUCCAGAUGAAAGAUGAAGAUUUUCAGCUGGAUUCCGCAGAGAGCAAAAACACUCUUUUAAGCAACAUGUUUACUGGUUCUUCAGGUUCUUUUAACCUCCCAAACUCUGGGGACAUGUUCUUGAGCAUGCAGAGUCUGAAUGGGGAUUCUUACCAAGGGGCACAAGUCGGAGCCAAUGUACAGUCACAGGUGGAUACCCUGCGCCAUGUUAUCAGUCAGACGGCAGGAUACAAUGAUGCUCUCCGGGGAAACACAAUGUACAGUCCACAUGGCUUAAAUGCUAACGGGGGAUGGCAGGAUGCGACGACUCCGUCUUCUGUGAUAUCCCCGACAGAAGGACCUGGAAGUGUGCACUCCGAUACCUCGAACUGAUCCAUUAUCAAUGCAUCGUCUCGUCAGAGCCGGGCAUGGACUCUUUUCAACCGGCUGAACCGACUACAACAGGAUUAAAAAAAAAAAAGAAAGGAAGAAGAAGAAAAACAACAAAAAAAAAACCACACAGAUUUGUUUUCUCGUUGUUCAUCACCAACGCCGAGCGUUUCCCUCACUGUUCACCGUUUCCUUUUCCGCCCUUGAUUAAUCAACCGUAAUCACGAAUAACAAAUAGCCCCUCCGACGUUUGCUCGGUAAACUUUCAGGAUAAUUAUCUGCUCUCGACUCAAAACACCGGAUGACACCCCGUGUAUUUAACGUGACAUUUUAAAUGCCCAUUUGUUUGAUUCUUGAUUUAAUUACCGCUCUCCAUUUUGAUAAUUGGCUCCCCCCCCACCCCCGCCCCACCCCCGCCGGUUCUGUCCGUAGCAGACAUAGAUUUAAAGCAGCUGUUUCUUUGACUGUAAUGUGUUUGCAAUCUUGUCCGGCGACGCAACAAUGCUACCGUUGACAGCUCAAUGGCAGCUUUGUAGUUUCUUUCUGAGAUUUAUUCUCGCCUUACAGCCGUGUACAUUAGCACGAGAGAAUGACUAUUCAAACAUCCGGAACAUAAAGAAGUGUAAUUGAUUGCUUGACUAUACCAUGACAACCGUUCCAUAUUUUAUAAUUCGAUGUUUAGUAUGUACAUAUGUAAACAUUUUUUUGUACUACUUAUGGAAAUCAACAAAUCCCCCCCCCCCACACACACAGUAGAUCAUUAUUUCAUGGCCCCUCCCCUUCCAUUACACAGGAAAAGUUGUAUAUAAUAUAGCUAAAGAGUAAUUAUACAUCCGACCCAUCAAUCCACGGCUUUGUUACCUCAUUCAAAUUCAUAAGAACCAAUAAUUUCCAACUUUUCUGUAGCUUAGAGUGCUCACUUACUACCUCUAUACCACAUACCGCCACCAUUGCUUUUCUUUUGCCUGUAUUUAAUGUUCCCACGUCCCUUUUUCUUUCUUUUUUUUUGACGACAUCUUGUAACACUGUAAACUCUCCAUCCUCUAUGUAAUCUAAUGUAUAUUUUAAUCUUUUAAUAAAACGGGGUUGCUGCGCUGCGACUGAAAAAAAUGACAAAAAAUACGAAAAGAAUGAAAAAGUGAUGACGAUAUUGGUG